GCUUGUGGCCCCUUAACCACCAGCAACGCGUGUCGUCAUAAGCUUUAAGUGAGCCGUGUCCGCUGGCGAAGCGUCCAUGAGAACCUACGCCAAGACGAGCGCGUUAGCCUCUAAAUUGCCACAAGGCUCUUCGUUGUUUUUGCUACAGCAGAUGAACAUGGCUACUUCUCUGGAAAUGGAUGUCCUUCCGGUGCUCUUUAGCAUACACCUUGGACCGAUCAAUAAAGAACGUUAUACCAUGGAUGCAUAGUGUUGGGAAUUCAGACCAAAGAGUAUUGCUGUACUCGCUGAUUUAAAACCAGGAAGUAAAAACUACUUGAAAAUUGUAUGUGGUAUCUCUUCUGGUUUCCUGUAAACUUCUGAAAUCCUAUCCAGGAUGCAUUUAUUAUUAAUGUUUCUCUUUAAUGGAAUUGUUCAUUGCUCGAGUGUUAAUUCUGCUUAUGGAUCAGCACCCAGAUUACUCCUGGUGUCUUUUGAUGGCUUCAGGGCUGAUUAUCUGAAAAAAUACGAACUUCCACAUCUCCAGGAUUUUAUUAAGGGGGGUGUACUGGUGGAACAAGUUACCAACGCUUUCAUCACAAAAACGUUCCCAAAUCAUUACAGUAUGGUUACAGGACUCUAUGAAGAAAGCCAUGGUAUUGUAGCAAACGAAAUGUUUGAUGCUGCUACAAAAAAAAGUUUUUCACAGUUCAAUGACACAGAUCCUUUCUGGUGGAAUGAGGCAAUUCCUAUUUGGGUGACCAACCAAUUGCAGGAAAACAAGACAAGUGCUUCUGCAAUGUGGCCUGGCACCGAUGUAAAAAUUCACAAUACUACGCCUCAUUUUUUUAUGCGAUAUAAUUCUUCAGUAAGUUUCAUGGAACGAGUAGAGAACAUCAUUACAUGGCUGAACAAUUCUAAUCCACCAGUCACUUUUGCCACUCUUUAUUGGGAAGAGCCAGAUAAAAGCGGGCACAAAUAUGGGCCAGACGAUACUAAAAACAUGAGUAAAGUAUUGCGACAAGUGGAUAACCUUAUUGGCUUUCUGGUUCAGAAGCUUAAGGCUUCAAAAUUGUGGGAGGGAAUUAAUGUUAUAAUUACAAGCGAUCAUGGCAUGGCCCAGUGUUCCCAGGACAGGUUGAUCCCACUGGAUAAGUGCAUUGACCGGCACAGCUACAGGCUUGUAGACCGGAGUCCAGUUGCUGCGGUGCUGCCAAAUAAUGAAACAUAUGUAUACAAUUUAAUGAAAAACUGCAGCCCACAUAUGAAGGUUUAUCUUAAAGAAGAAAUCCCAGACCGAUACCAUUACCAUCACAAUAAGCGUAUUCAACCCAUAAUUUUGGUUGCAGAUGAAGGCUGGACAAUUGUACAAAAUGAGACUCUUCCAAAGUUAGGAGACCAUGGCUAUGAUGAUGCUCUUCCAAGUAUGCACCCGUUUUUGGCAGCUCAUGGACCUGCUUUUCGCAAAGGUCAUGUACAAAAGACAAUUUGUACUGUUGAUAUUUAUCCAAUGAUGUGUCACGUCCUAGGUUUGUCACCCGAACCUAAUAAUGGCACCUUGAGCAAUGCCAAGUGUUUGCUAGCAGAUCAGUGGUGCAUAAAUGCCCCAGAAGCCAUUGGAAUAGUUAUUGGUGUCUUUAUGGUGUUAACUACUCUGACGUGCCUUAUAAUAAUCAUGAAGAACAGAACACCUUCUCUGCGUCCAUUUUCACGACUUCAGCUUCAGGAAGAAGAUGAUGAUCCUUUAAUUGGAUAACACAUGUUGACUUUUGUCUUGAAAACUAGGCAUAUUUUAAACUUACAUUGGAUAACAUCUUAUGAUGCACUUUAAAAAAGAUCCACCCAGAAUACUGCAGAAAAACAUUUGUCUCUCUGAAAAAGAAAUGUUCAGUAGAAACUAGUUUCUAAUAGAAAAGACGUUACAUCAGUCAGUUAAUAAAGUAACAAGAUUAAAGAGAAUAAAUAUUUGUAAAUGGUGGUGCUUAUAUGCACUUCUUAACUCCCUGGAGAUACCUCGACACCUGGAAAUGGAUGGAAAUAAUUCUGUACAAUAAGGAAGUUCUUUAGCUGGUAUAUGCUGAUUGUAGAAAUCGUUAUUUAAUUUUUUGUACUGAAUACGUUGUUGAAACAGCCCUUCCCCAAACCUUACAAAGGUUUUUUUAAAAUUAGAGACUAGUCAAAGCAGGAUGCUGCAGUUCAAGUCCUUAGCACUGUGUAUAUUCUACCAGUCUCUGCAGAGUGAAAAUACAAUUUAACCUACCACAUUGGAAAAAUGUUAGAGUAAUGUCAAUAACAGUAGUAACAACCUCAAGCCAAAAAUAGCAUGUCAAACUGCUCGUCUAACUUCCCCCAAGAGCAGUACUUUUAAAAAGCUAUUGCAUGAGUGCUUUCUUCCAUAAUUAUAAGCUGCAGACUGAUUUAAACAUUACUUCUCAUUUGUGAAUGCAUUCAGAAAUAUCCAAAAUAAAUAAUCAGAUUAGUAGAAGUGCUAUGAUACUGCUCACAUUACUAGAAGCAAGGGUUAUUUUUAGUGGACUAGAAAGUAUGCUCUUGACAUCUGUAAAAAGAAAAAUGAUUUUAAAUCUUUUCCAUUAAUGUGUCAACCUUGACAUCCAGGUGUGUUUUUUUAUUAACGAUAUGUAUAGUAUGCUACACAUGCUUGAUAAUACCUCAGGGAGUCCUGCAGGUUUUGACCCCUGUAAUAUAGCCAUUUGGGUAUCAGGUGCAAUUAGGCAAAACUAAAAAGCACACACCAUGUGUAAUCUUUUAAAUUUAAUGUGCUUAUUAGUUAAUGAGCGCAGGGAAGCUCAGCAAAUGAAAUGAAGAAUACUUCACAAAACUAAAAAUAUUAGUUACCUGUUAUACCUUACUUUCUCUUCAUUUCUUUCCCUGCAGAAUAUAACAGCCAUGGUUUAGUUCAGCCUUCCCAACCUGGUGUUAGGACUACAGCUCCAAAAAUCCCAGUCAACAAGAGAGCACCAGGUUCAGGAAUGGCAGGCAGACCUAGCUCUUAGGGCUGUGCAAUACUCUUAGUAAAAAGUUCUGUCUUUCUUGGGGAUAGCUACUUAGACUAUAUAUACAAGGAUAUAUCUCAGGUGAUGAAGGGGAAAAGAAAUUCUAGCUAUGAGGUAUACUUUGAAUUGUUUGUUUGAAAAGGUAGUGCCUUUAACUGGAUAUUUAUAUGAUGGGG
Elgaria multicarinata webbii is the source of this 3169-nucleotide messenger RNA. RefSeq names its product ectonucleotide pyrophosphatase/phosphodiesterase 4 (gene ENPP4). The transcript has 5 exons. The record is from RefSeq and is a predicted model, not a curated record. NCBI's taxonomy places the organism in Eukaryota, Metazoa, Chordata, Lepidosauria, Squamata, Anguidae. The coding region runs from base 377 to 1735 and encodes 452 amino acids.